ACAACCUUAACACUUAGUACAUUGUCAUAACAUUGUACUUAUAUCUAUACAUUGUGUUCAUAUAUAACUAACUUUUUUAGUUUUUGCAACCGUGAAUACAAUGGGGAGAAUUUUAAUGCAGUAUUUGACCUCGAAAACGGAACCUGUUGUAGCCAAUUUAAUAGAUUCUGAUUUCAAUGAACUCAAACUUGCAGCAACAAAACUUUUUAAUGAUGCAACUAUGUUAGGAGGCAAAGGUUUUGGCAUGUCUCUCCUUAGAUGGAUCGCUUCCUUUGCUGCUAUUUAUCUACUGGUUCUGGAUCGCACCAACUGGAGAAGCAAUAUGUUGACUUCAUUAUUAGUGCCUUACAUAUUCUUCAGUUUUCCUGGUUCUUUAUUUCACUUUUUCAGAGGAGAAGUUGGAAAAUGGAUUGCUUUCGUUGCGGUCGUGUUGAGGCUUUUCUUCAAUAAACAUUUUCCAGAUUGGAUGGAGAUGCCGGGAUCAAUGAUUCUUCUAGUGGUAGUGUCCCCAGACUUGUUUGCUCUAAAGUUUAGGAACAAUUGGAUUGGAGUGGCAAUUGAUCUUUUAAUUGGUUGUUACUUGCUACAAGAACAUGUGAGAGCUACAGGUGGAUUCAGAAAUUCUUUCACACAAAGACAUGGAAUAUCUAACACUCUUGGCAUUAUCUUCCUCAUAGUUUACCCAAUUUGGGCAUUGUUUAUCCAUUAAUUAUAAAUGCAUUAUUAUACCAUAUAGUAUACUACUAUAGUUGGUAAUAAUGUGAUAUUUUGCUGGAAAAUAAGGUGAAGUCUUAGUGUAGCUGAACUUCACAAUUUUUUUUAGACAAUAUGUUAAUGCAGAGUUGAUUGUAAUUUCAUCCUAAAAGUUAUAUAUAUUAGAGAAUAUAAUAGUCACUUGGCAAUUAUGAAGGUUUUACAUCAACACUAGGGUGAACAAAUAUAUC
Messenger RNA from Vicia villosa (hairy vetch), 944 nucleotides. RefSeq names its product cold-regulated 413 plasma membrane protein 2-like. Bases 101 to 709 code for a protein of 202 amino acids. The transcript has 3 exons. Lineage: Eukaryota; Viridiplantae; Streptophyta; Magnoliopsida; Fabales; Fabaceae. Gene Ontology annotation, cellular component: membrane. The record is from RefSeq and is a predicted model, not a curated record.